UGCAAUUAACAUUGUGUUGCCUAUUUCGACGAAAAAUUUUAUUAUUAUUUUUAAGAAGAACGAUAUAUUUUAAGAUGUGUUUAAUCGAAGGUGUAUGAUUCUUUUCAAACUACAAAGGAUAUAUUAUUGUUAUUAAUCAACAAGAUGGCGACUCUUCCAGCAAAACUUCGGCACAGUGAAAAGUUUGUGAACACAAAAUACGAGGCACUCCAACAACUUGAGAAAGGAGUUUCAUCAAAUGAAGUAGCUGCACAAUUUAGAGUUCUUAAAGAUACUCUUUCCACCUGGAAAAAGAAUAAAGUAAAAAUCAUGGAAUCAUUUCAAAGUUAUUUGCAAGGAAAUAAGAGAAGAGGCCCAGAAACAUACAAAUCAUUGAAUAGAACUUUGAUGAAAUGGUUGCUAAAUCUACGAAGUCAAAACAUCCCCACCAAUGGUCCCCUUUUAAAGGAAAAAGCGAAUGACUUACCUCUGAAGUAAUAUAAUUACAGAAUUACAGAGAGUCUAUUGUACAUAAUAUUCUAUUAAUCUAGCCUCGCUCUCCUAAAAAUUGUGUUGAUCACAAAAAAGCGUGCAUUGCUACUCUUCAUUGACGACAGGUGUUCUUUUUAUUUGCUGUAAACCGUCUAAAAUUUAUAGGCCAUGAUUUUUAUUUUAGCAACUUUAUAAAGAUAAAGCGCUGUAACUAUAUUAUUCUUUGAUGACUACAUGAGGAUUGCGACACAAAUGAAGCAGUGUCUAGACAUCAUCUUCACUCUGCAUAAGAAGUAAUUAAUGUUAAUAGUGAGCUGAGACAACAUUGCUAUGCAGCAUUGCGAAACAGCUGUAAUAAAGUUUAUUUCCUUUUCAUAUGACCGGAUAAAAUCAUAGGUGUGAUCAUCGAUUUUUAAUCCACACCCAAUCCUGCCAGAAAUGUACUUUUCUAUAUAUCUUACAGUCAAUCUUUGUAGCUGUUUUUUUUGUAUGCUACAAAAGGGGGUUUUGUAUUUUAAACUUUCAGAAUCCGUGCAAUAACACCUGGUGUUAAUCAAUGCUUAUAGGUGGCUAUUUUGUUAUUCCUCCCAAAGCACCUUGUUCACAACGUAUCUUGUCAAUGUGAAUGUGAAACAUUGUGGACAUUUUAUAAAACAUUAUUUGCUACGAACUGAAAAAA
This is a messenger RNA of Hydractinia symbiolongicarpus, 1150 nucleotides long. Its product is annotated as tigger transposable element-derived protein 4-like. NCBI's taxonomy places the organism in Eukaryota, Metazoa, Cnidaria, Hydrozoa, Anthoathecata, Hydractiniidae. The record is from RefSeq and is a predicted model, not a curated record. Bases 145 to 477 code for a protein of 110 amino acids. The transcript is spliced from 2 exons. Gene Ontology annotation, molecular function: DNA binding.